AUGGGCAAAAUUAUGAAGUCUGGAAAAGUGGUCCUCGUUCUGAGGGGCCGUUACGCUGGAAGAAAGGCCGUUGUUGUCAAGACUUACGACGAGGGCUCAACUGAACGGGCAUACCCACACGCGCUCAUCGCUGGAGUCAACAAGUAUCCGAAGCAGAUCACCACUCGUAUGGGCAAGAAGAAGCAGGAAUCGAGAAACAAGCUGAAGCCCUUCCUGAAAGUCGUCUCCUAUUCGCAUUUGUUGCCUACACGAUACACUUUGGAUGUCACAUUCGAGAAGGCUAACAUCAACAAGGAGGCAUUAAAGGAGCCCGGGAAGAAGAGACGAGCGUCGCUUGAAGCAAAAGCGAAAUUCGAAGAACGAUACAAGACUGGAAAGAACAGAUGGUUCUUCACAAAGCUUCGCUUC
This is a messenger RNA of Mesorhabditis belari, 408 nucleotides long. NCBI's taxonomy places the organism in Eukaryota, Metazoa, Nematoda, Chromadorea, Rhabditida, Rhabditidae. The record is from the annotation of a GenBank genome assembly.